AUGCCUGCUGGUCUUUCUUUUUAAUGCCGUACAAUGGCUUCGCAGUACCCUCCAAGUCUCCGGAUCCAUCUCUCGGCUCUGAUCCUGGUGUAUGAAAUCUCGUUCGUCCUCAUAUUUUAUUUUUUUGUUUCGUAUGACCAUCAAAGAGACCUUGCUAUCUAUCCGGUAUUUCAAGAUGUCAACGUCAUGGUGUUUUUUGGUUUCGGCUUCCUCCUGGCUUUCUUGAGAAGAUAUGGCUUCAGUAGCACUGGGUUCGGCCUUCUUCUCGCCGCCCUGGGAGUGCAGUGGGCUGUGAUCGUGGACGGAUUCCUGUUCCAUUUCUUAGAUGGGAAAGUGAGGAUCUCUCUUCAAAGCAUGUUAACAGCUGUUAUGAGCAUCCCCACGGUGUUGAUUUCGGCUGGAGCUGUCCUUGGGAAAGCCAACCCGAUCCAGUUGGUCUUCAUGGCUCUGAUAGAGGUGACCGUUUUCGCCACUAACCGAUGGAUCGCUGUGGGCGUUUUGCAGGUGUCAGAACCCUUAAGCCUGAUGUACGUCCAUCUGUUUGGGGCUUACUUUGGGCUGAUGAUAGCCUGGUGGCUGUAUCAUCCAUCCCUGAGCCAGAAAGUGGAGAAGGAGACGUCAAAGCCGGUCUCCCAUUUGUUUGCAAUGCUGGGUACUCUCUUCCUCUGGAUGUUCUGGCCCAGCUUCAAUUCGGUCCUGAUCAACAAUGUGGGGGACAAAAGCGUUGCCGUCUACAACACCUAUUUUGCAAUUGCUUCGAGCACCGUCGCUGCCUUUGCACUCUCGGCGGCGACCAGCAAAGAUGGAAAACUCAGCAUGACCCGCAUCCACAAUGCUACUCUGGCCGGUGGAGUUGCUGUUGGCUUUUCGGCUUCCAGCAUCCAACAUCCUUGGAUCGCAAUAACUUUGGGCCUGCUGGCUGGGACCGUCUCUGUACUGGGGUCUGUCUUUCUGCAGAAACCCUUGAAUACUUACCUGAGGAUCCAUGAUACCUGCGGAGUCCAUUCCACAUUUGGCUUGCCCAGCUUGCUUGGUGUGGUAGCCCACACCAUUCUUACCGUAGCAGACCACUGGGGAUCCAGUGACCAGUCUCAAUGGGGUUACAUGGCUUUGAUGGAACUGGGUGCACUGUCUCUGAGCAUUGUCCUAAGUUUGGUUGCUGGAAUUAUUACAGGUUUCUUGUUAAUUUGUAAAUUGUGGAAAGCGCCCCCUGUAACCAAGUACUUCGACGACCAAGCUUAUUGGGAGUUCCCCCACUUAGCUGUUGGAUACUGAAUACAGAUGUCCAGACUGCCACAAACCAGA
Messenger RNA from Euleptes europaea (tarantolino), 1305 nucleotides. Its product is annotated as RH-like protein. Gene Ontology annotation, cellular component: plasma membrane. Gene Ontology annotation, molecular function: ammonium channel activity. The transcript has 10 exons. Lineage: Eukaryota; Metazoa; Chordata; Lepidosauria; Squamata; Sphaerodactylidae. The record is from RefSeq and is a predicted model, not a curated record. Gene Ontology annotation, biological process: ammonium homeostasis; ammonium transmembrane transport.